Brugia pahangi is the source of this 1440-nucleotide messenger RNA. Lineage: Eukaryota; Metazoa; Nematoda; Chromadorea; Rhabditida; Onchocercidae. The record is from the annotation of a GenBank genome assembly.
AUGCAAGGCAGUACAAUAGCAGCUAUUGACAUUACACACCCACUGAAGUGCACGUUAAUCGACUGGAUACAUUUACACGACCACGUGGAAUAUGUGAUAGAAGUGAACAAUCAAUUGGGAAUCGGAAAGUCGUGGCGUAUCCAGCGACGUUACGCACAGUUUCGGAAGUUGAAUUCACAUAUUAAAAAGAUUGGUGCUGAUUUAGGAUUUCCUCCGAAAAAGUUCAUUGGAAAUGCGAAGGAAACAUUCAUCAAACAACGUAUGCUGGCGCUGCAGGAAUUUUUGGAUGCCAUCUGCCUACAUGCGAUCUUGUAUGCAUGCCCAGCAGUAGCCAAUUUCCUUGAAAGUUUCACCGAAACUUAUGUUGGUAAGAAGACUCAAAAUGAUACAAUAAAACUCGCUACUUGCACAGGUUUGCAUGAGUGGAUACUUUUGUCGUUCCGCGAUAAACGCCAGUGGACCAUGGAACAACAAAGAAAACAUUGUGGUUGGCGACCUGGUAAAAUACACUAUGAGAUUAGAUGUGGUUUUUCAAAGCUAAUGCUAUCUGGUGUCCGUUAUGGUCCAGAUCGUUUCGGAACAGUGAUGGAUCUUAACAAUGCCCUUGAAUUCUUUCGGACGCUGCAAUGUCCACAUUUAAAUGAAAGUGUAACGAGCUGGGCCACUGAUGGGGGAAUUGUAUAUAUUAGACCAAUUUUCAAGGAAGGAACAUUACGUGACCGGCUUUAUAAGAGCAACUGGAAGGACGAUUUUUUUACAAAAUACAAAAUGGAUAGUUCUAUUUAUUCAUUUGAAACGUAUGAUAUUCUCUUAAUCUGUCGACAGUUGCUCGAAACGUUGACGUUAUUAAACGCGAUUUCUGUGCCAUGUUUCGACAUUCAUGCAGGAAAUGUUGUUAUCACAGAACAUGGUUGCGAGCUGAUUGAUUUUGAUCAAGUCCUAACUGGGCAACCAAGUUUCCGACGUUCUUCAAUGUUGUGUUCUCAAGCUAUUAAUACGCUCGAGGAUAUGUUUGUAUUUACAUUUUGUGAAUUUCUAUUUGAACUAAUUACGGGCUUUCUUACGUUCCCUAUGCGUUCAGCAAGUGAAGCGGUUGCCAUUAUACCAGCUGCAUUUCAGCCUUUACUGAAUUCAGUAUUCUUGCCAGAAGUUCGUUGUUUGCCAAGAUUGCAAGACAUAAUUAAUUCAAGUUUAUUUGUUGAUGUCCCGGUAGCAAAAAUGAAACAAAGAGAGAUUCGAAUGCCAAGUCAUGUAAAGGAAGUUCUCGAUGGCCUUUGCAGUAAUAUAUUGGAGAGAUAUAAAAGGGAUCGCUACCAGUUUAAUAACAUGAAGAAACAACGAAAAUUUGAACAGCUUCUCAACUCUGAAACAGAAAAGUUGCGGCGAAAGGAAAUAAUUAAAAAACAACUGAAAUCACAAAUCGUUGGAGAAAGCUGUUAA